Salvia splendens (bonfire salvia) is the source of this 1662-nucleotide messenger RNA. Its product is annotated as elongation factor 1-alpha. Lineage: Eukaryota; Viridiplantae; Streptophyta; Magnoliopsida; Lamiales; Lamiaceae. Gene Ontology annotation, molecular function: GTPase activity; translation elongation factor activity; GTP binding. Gene Ontology annotation, biological process: translational elongation. Bases 124 to 1473 code for a protein of 449 amino acids. The record is from RefSeq and is a predicted model, not a curated record. The transcript is spliced from 3 exons.
CUCUCCCUAAACCCUAGCUCCUUUUAUAUAGAUAUGGGCACUCCUCACCACUCUCCUCCUCACUCUGCAUUUCGCCCCUCCUCCCCCAUCUACAUCUCGAUUGCUUUUUGAAGAUCUAGUAAUAUGGGUAAGGAAAAGAUUCAUAUCAGUAUUGUGGUCAUUGGCCAUGUCGACUCUGGGAAGUCAACCACCACCGGACAUCUCAUCUACAAGCUUGGUGGUAUUGACAAGCGUGUCAUUGAGAGGUUUGAGAAGGAAGCUGCUGAGAUGAACAAGAGGUCGUUCAAGUAUGCGUGGGUUCUUGACAAGCUCAAGGCUGAGCGUGAACGUGGUAUCACCAUUGAUAUCGCCCUCUGGAAAUUCGAGACUACCAAGUACUACUGCACCGUCAUUGAUGCUCCUGGACAUCGUGAUUUCAUCAAGAACAUGAUUACUGGGACGUCUCAGGCUGAUUGUGCUGUACUCAUCAUCGAUUCCACCACUGGUGGUUUUGAGGCUGGUAUCUCCAAGGAUGGACAGACCCGUGAGCAUGCUCUUCUUGCUUUUACUCUUGGUGUGAAGCAAAUGAUCUGUUGCUGUAACAAGAUGGAUGCUACCACUCCUAAAUACUCCAAGGCAAGGUAUGAUGAAAUCAUUAAGGAAGUCUCUUCCUACCUGAAGAAGGUUGGUUACAACCCUGAGAAGAUCCCCUUUGUGCCUAUCUCUGGAUUUGAGGGUGACAACAUGAUUGAGAGGUCGACCAACCUUGACUGGUACAAGGGCCCAACUCUUCUAGAGGCUCUUGAUGCUGUCCAGGAGCCCAAGAGGCCCUCAGACAAGCCUCUCCGUCUCCCACUUCAGGAUGUCUACAAGAUUGGUGGUAUUGGAACUGUGCCAGUCGGAAGAGUUGAGACUGGUGUCAUCAAGCCUGGUAUGGUGGUCACCUUCGGACCAACUGGGCUGACCACUGAGGUCAAGUCUGUUGAGAUGCACCACGAGGCUCUCCAGGAAGCUCUCCCAGGUGACAAUGUUGGCUUCAACGUCAAGAACGUUGCUGUCAAGGAUCUCAAGCGUGGUUUUGUUGCAUCAAACUCCAAGGAUGACCCUGCCAAGGAGGCUGCAAACUUCACUUCCCAGGUCAUCAUCAUGAACCACCCUGGUCAGAUAGGAAACGGUUAUGCUCCAGUCCUCGAUUGCCACACUUCACACAUUGCUGUGAAGUUUUCUGAGCUCCUGACCAAGAUUGACAGACGUUCUGGCAAGGAGCUUGAGAAGGAGCCUAAGUUUUUGAAGAAUGGUGAUGCCGGUAUGGUUAAGAUGAUUCCGACCAAGCCCAUGGUUGUGGAGACAUUCUCGCAGUACCCGCCUCUUGGAAGGUUUGCUGUUAGGGACAUGCGUCAGACUGUUGCUGUUGGUGUGAUCAAGAGCGUGGAGAAGAAGGACCCAUCAGGAGCCAAGGUGACCAAGGCUGCAGCCAAGAAGGGUGCCAAGUGAACUACGUUCACUCCCUAUAUCAUCUCUUUCAAGAACCUCUUAUUUAAUGUUGGUCUUAAAACUAUCUGUCUUAUAAUUUCAGUCUUUUGGUAUUUGUCAUGCGAUUUUGUCUCCCAGAAUUGAUUCUGGAUCGCCGAUGGUGUCAUUUAGUUUGACUGCAUAGUAUUUUAUGAUAUUAUAUUUUCGUCA